Neopsephotus bourkii (Bourke's parrot) is the source of this 2164-nucleotide messenger RNA. It is a transcript of the gene GP1BA, whose product is annotated as glycoprotein Ib platelet subunit alpha. Gene Ontology annotation, molecular function: protein binding. The record is from RefSeq and is a predicted model, not a curated record. Lineage: Eukaryota; Metazoa; Chordata; Aves; Psittaciformes; Psittacidae. Gene Ontology annotation, cellular component: plasma membrane. The transcript has a single exon. The coding region runs from base 61 to 2157 and encodes 698 amino acids.
AGGGGGGGCACGGGGCACGUUCCUGCUGUGCCCACGCCUCCCGGCUCUCCCCUCCAGGCCAUGCAGCUCCCUGCGCUGCUCCUGCUCCUGCUCCCAGCGCUGCCGUCCCCGGCCGGCACCUCCGAGCCCGGCCAGCCCUGCCCGGUGGAGAUGAACAAGGUCAAGGACCUCCUGGAGGUGAACUGCAGCGGGCAGGCUCUCAGCGCGGUGCCCUCGGGGCUGCCCGCGGACACGGGCAUCCUGCUCCUCAGCGCCAACCGCCUGGCGUCCGUGUCCAUCAGCUCCUUCCUGCCGCUGCCGCAGCUGCAGGACCUCGACCUGUCCCACAACGGGCUCCAGGCGCUGCUGCCCGGGCCCCCGCUGCCGGCGCUGCGGGAGCUGAUCCUGUCCCGCAACGCGCUGGAGGCGCUGCCCGCGCUGCGGGCGCUGCCGGCGCUCUCCCGCCUGGCCAUGGGGCACAACCGCGUGGCCUCGGUGCCCCCCGGGGCCUUCCGGGCCGUGCCGCGCCUGCAGGACCUGGACCUGCGCGGGAACCGGCUGCGGAGCCUGCCCCCGGACGCCUUCGCGGGGCUGAGCGCGCUCAAGGACUUGGACAUCUCCGACAACGCCCUGGAGGAGCUGCCCCGGGAGCUGCUGCAGGACCUGCGGGCCCUGGAGACGCUGUGGCUCUCGGGGAACCGCCUGCGGAGCCUCCCCAGCGGCUUCUUCCCCGAGGGGCAGCUCUUCAUGUACGUCUUCCUGACCGAGAACCCCUGGCACUGCGACUGCCGCCUGCACUACCUGCGGGGCUGGAUCCGGCGCAACGAGGGCAGCGUCUACCAGCCCGAGCGCGGCCUGGAGAAGACAAAGGUGGAGGUGGCCCCCGAGCGGGUGCUGUGCCACAGCCCCCCCGAGCACCGGGGGAAGGCCAUCAUCCACUUCAAGCCCAACUGCGGCAACGUGGGGGACGCCGAGGAGGAGGAGGAGGAGGAUUACGGUGACGGGGAAGGAGCAGUGGAGGAAGCUGCCCCGGCUGCCGUGACCCCCCCGCACCCACCCGUCCCCAAGGAGCGCAGCACCGCGCCCCGUGCUGUUACCGCACUGCCCCCCAGCACCGCGAGCUCUGCUCCCACAGACCCCAGUGCUCCCAGCACCACCGCUCCUGCCCCAGCCAGCCCCACUCUCACCCCCACACUGGCCCCCAGCACCGCGAGCUCUGCCCCCAGUGCUCCCAGCACCUCUGCUCCUGCCCCAGCCAGCCCCACGCUCACCCCCACACCAGCCCCCAGCACCGCGAGCUCUGCCCCCAGUGCUCCCAGCACCUCUGCUCCUGCCCCAGCCAGCCCCACGCUCACCCCCACCCCGGCCCCCAGCACCACCACCUCCAUGGCAUCCACUGGAGCAUCUCCCACCACCUCCGUGGCUCCACCGGCUCCCACCGUGCCAGAGGCCUCUUCCAUUGCCAGAUCCUCACCUCCUCCGCUGGUGCCAACCACACCGGUGGUCACCGCCUCUGACCCCCUGGGCACCGCAGGCUUGGAGCAGCCGGCACCUUCCCCCCCGGCUGCCCCCCUGCCGCUGUGUCCCUGCCCCACAGCCGGGCUGGAGGUACCGGUGCUGCGCUCGAGGGGAGCAGGGGAUGCUCUGCAGGGCGGGCACUGGGUGCUGGCUCACUGCUGCCUCUUGCACUGGGUGCUCUACCUCGCCUGCUUGGCUCUGCUGGCGCUGACGGCGCUGGCGCUGGCCGCCUGGCUGGCCUGGCUCUGCCUGCUGGGGUGGCCCUCCUGGCACCAGUCCCUGCAGAGCCCUGAGGGUCCCCAUCUGCUGCUGAGGUGGAGGGGGGCUGCGGGCGGCCCCGUGAGGCACCGCAGCAGCUCCCAAAGCCCCCUGCAGCGCCGCAGGUUCUGCACCAUCCGAGAAGUGGAGCUGUACCCGCAGGUCACCUACUGCACCGUUAAAGACCUGGGCACACCGUGCAGUCCUCCGGCAAGCUCCUUCUGCACCACGAAGGAGCUCUGGAUCCGCCAGAGCCCUCUGAGCGCUUCAUUCGAGGCUCUCUCCGGGGAGCUGAUGGUCACAGAGCCCGGCUCCAUGAGGACCCCUUCUGGUUACAGCCUGGACAGGGGCCUGAAGGCCGCUGGUGAUGGGAGAGUCAAACACCCUGGCAACACCGUGUAAACGCUCC